Messenger RNA from Trypanosoma grayi, 201 nucleotides. RefSeq names its product deoxyhypusine monooxygenase. The transcript has a single exon. Gene Ontology annotation, molecular function: oxidoreductase activity. The record is from RefSeq and is a predicted model, not a curated record. Lineage: Eukaryota; Euglenozoa; Kinetoplastea; Trypanosomatida; Trypanosomatidae. Bases 1 to 201 code for a protein of 66 amino acids.
AUGGUGCGCCACGAGGCGGCGGAGGCGCUGGGCGCCAUCGCCGACCCCACGACGCUGCGCACGCUUGAGGUGUACGCGAAACACGAGGAGCCGAUUGUGCGUGACAGCUGUGUGGUGGCGCUGGAGAUGCACAAGUACUGGUCGCAGUUCAGCAAGCACGCCGACGGCGAGGCGGCGGAGGAGGUGAAGGCAGCUGCCUGA